AUGGGUGGUACUAAUGCUCGACGCAGGCUGCACGUUGGCGGGAAAUAUUCAGAUUUGACGGUCGUGUGCAAUUACCGGCAAUGGGCUGUUCACAGAGCAAUCAUAUGCUCGCGCAGCGGUUUCUUUGACGGCGCUUGUGGCAGUUCAUUCCUGGAAGCAGACAGCCGUAUGAUUGACCUUUCAGACGACGAUGAAGAGGCUGUCAAUCAAAUGAUACAUUUCUUCUACCACUUGGACUAUUUGAACCAUCCAGAACAACCGAGAGCGACUAUAUUCCGACAUCGAGCCUCCUCGGAUGCGCGGAAGAAAUUGCUAAAGCGCAUCGACAUGUCACUGGUCUGCGAUCCACUUCUCGCAGCAGCAGGCUGCUACACGCCAGAAAGCCCAGUAUCGCCCGUUUCAUCGAUGGACGAAAAGGUACCAUUUGACCUCACCGAGAAAGCACAACGAGGACGCUCAAGAACGCCACCCCUUGUUGCUGACGACGAUACCGACUAUGAGUCUGUAGAAGGUGAUGAGAACUUACCAGAGGACGAAUCUCAUCUUUUGCUACAUGCUCGGGUCUAUGCACUUGCAGAGAAGUACGACAUUCCUUCUCUGAAGCAGAUAUCUCGCUCCAAAUUCGAGAUGGCAAUGGCUUGUCAUUACGACUCGGCAGAUUUUCCAGAAGCAAUCGAAGAAGUCUACUGCUCUACGAUUGACGGCGAUCGUGGUCUUCGGGGCAUAAUCUGCGAAGCGUUCAGUUGUCAUCCACAGCUUGCACGCACUCCUGACGUUCUGGCAAUCAUUCAGGAGCUACCGAGUCUGGCACUUGAUCUCUUCAAGCUGGAGCGUGGUAUCCCAGUGUCAAUGUAG
This is a messenger RNA of Recurvomyces mirabilis, 855 nucleotides long. RefSeq lists its product as uncharacterized. Gene Ontology annotation, molecular function: protein binding. The coding region runs from base 1 to 855 and encodes 284 amino acids. The record is from RefSeq and is a predicted model, not a curated record. Lineage: Eukaryota; Fungi; Ascomycota; Dothideomycetes; Mycosphaerellales; Teratosphaeriaceae. The transcript has 2 exons.